Messenger RNA from Pararge aegeria (speckled wood butterfly), 1974 nucleotides. RefSeq names its product glycerate kinase. Gene Ontology annotation, molecular function: glycerate kinase activity. Lineage: Eukaryota; Metazoa; Arthropoda; Insecta; Lepidoptera; Nymphalidae. Bases 164 to 1624 code for a protein of 486 amino acids. Gene Ontology annotation, cellular component: cytoplasm. Gene Ontology annotation, biological process: protein phosphorylation. The transcript has a single exon. The record is from RefSeq and is a predicted model, not a curated record.
AGUUCAUUAUCGUUUGAGUUAUCAUUUAUGUGUUUGUUUAAAAAUGCUGUUAUCUAAUAAAUGACAUAAACUUGACUCUUAGAGGAAUGUUAUUACUUAACAAAUUCAUUUCAACCUUGCGGUUGUAUUUAUUCUAGUUUUAUAUUUUCUGUUUUCUCAUAAAAUGGCCAAAAACAUCCUAAGUGAUUUGCGACAAAUAUUUAAAAGCAGUGUUUCAGCUGUACUACCCGAAAAUCUAAUCAGAAAAUCUAUUUGCUACAAUUGUAAUGAGCAGCAGUUAACUAUUGCGGGUCAGCACUAUAAUCUAAAAGACAAAAAUGUUUAUGUUGUCGGAUUUGGGAAAGCUGUAAAAAACAUGGCGAUAGAGGUUGAAAAGAGUUUGGGUUCUAAAAUCAAACAAGGCAUUAUAAGCAUUCCUUUUGGCAGUUCGGAUUAUAAACCAAUCAAUGAUAGUAUAGCCUACUGGCAAGGUGCAGAAAACAAUUUACCAGAUUCAAAAGCUCUAGAAACUGCUACAAAAAUCAAAGAAUUGGUUACAAAACUAAAACACGAUGACUUUUUAUUAGUUCUUUUAUCAGGUGGUGGAUCUGCUUUACUACCUUUGCCUAAAUAUCCUAUAACUUUAGAUGACAAACUUAAUUUAAUAAAAAAAUUAGCAAAUUCUGGUGCAGAUAUUAAAGAACUUAACACAGUCAGAAAGAGAAUAUCUGAUUUAAAAGGAGGACAGCUAGCCAUUUUGGCACAACCUGCUCAAGUUUUAACUUUGAUCCUUUCUGAUAUAGUUGGCGAUCCUUUAGACUUCAUUGCAAGUGGACCAACAUCUAAGAAUGAAGAUCAUCCAUCUGAAGCCUUAAAUGUAAUUAAAAAAUACAAACUAUACAAAGACCUCCCUAAAUCAAUAAGGUCUGUAUUAGAAGAUGAUAAUCAUUUGAAAAUGUUUCCUUUAGAUAAUGUACAAAAUAUUAUAAUUGGUUCUAAUAAACUAAGCACUGAAGCUGCUACAAAAGAAGCUGUAAAACUAAACUAUUUUCCGUUUGUACUAUCUAAUAUUGUCACUGGAAAUGUAACAGACCUAGCUAAAGAAUAUGUAGAAUUGGUUAGAAUAAUUAUAGCAUUUAAAAAGGGUAACAUAAAUGCUGAUGAAUUAAAAAGAAGUUUAAACACCUUGGCUAUACCAGGUUUUGAUUUAAACAAAACUCUGUAUUCAAUUGAUGGAGAUGAUAUUAUAAAAACUAAAGAUUUAUGUUUAAUACUUGGUGGUGAAACUACAGUGGAAGUAAAAGGUGAAGGAAAAGGUGGAAGGAAUCAACAACUUAGUUUAGAAUUUUCUAAAGUAAUACAUGAUUUUAGCAAUCAACUAACUAAUCAUGAGAUAUAUUUUUUAAGUGCUGGUACGGAUGGAAUAGAUGGACCUACAGAUGCAGCUGGUGCUAUAGGAUAUCUGCAACUAAUUUCAAAUUGUCUAGAAUCAAAUAUUGAUGUUGAUAAUUACAUUGAAAAUAAUGAUUCAUAUAAUUUUUAUAGAAGAUUCCAAAAUGGAGAGCUACACGUAAUUACAGGGCAUACAGACACAAAUGUGAUGGAUAUACAUUUAAUUAUAAUAAAAAACAAAAUACAUAAAUAAUUUUCAAUUUUCUACUUUUAUUUUUAACAAAAUACAUACUAAUUCAUACCAACAUAAAUAAAGCCUAAAUGUAGUAUGUUCAAUGAAUAAAUAAAAAUUAUUAAAAUUCAUAAUCAAGUACGUAAGUAGUAUGAUUCAAACAUAAAUGCGUCUGCCUGAAGUUAGCAGACGUGCGCUGUUACCCUCCCCGCUACACCAGACACCCAAAAUGUGUGUGGUGCACAAAAUCGUGCGCAAACUUCAGGAGCACAUUUAUGUAUAUACAUAUUUGCAAAAAAAAAAUUGUUUUAGGACCAUUAACUAUGUAGUAAUAGUGAAGUUACUUUAGAAUUUGUGUUCUUCAAACCAUU